This is a messenger RNA of Cladocopium goreaui, 687 nucleotides long. The record is from the annotation of a GenBank genome assembly. Lineage: Eukaryota; Dinophyceae; Suessiales; Symbiodiniaceae.
CAUCUCCACAGCUUCAUCCAGCCAUCUGAAGCCAUGAAUCCUGGCACGGCGCUUGUGGUGAUCACCGGCUGCUGCUUUGGCGCCUUCAUGCGGGCGGCCACCGGAUUCGGUGGAUCCACGCUGUUCGGACCCCUGCAAAAAAAAAAAACAAGGUUCGUGUUGACCUACAGCAUCUGCAGCCAGUUUCAAGUCGCCCCUGACCUGGAAUCGGUGUUGCUGAUGGUUAUCUUGGGCACUGUCUUCGAACUGACCACGUCUCCAGUUCUCUUCGCAGCCAUUGGAAGGCAGGCGCUGAAGUUCUGGCGGAGUCAAGCGCUGAUGUUUGUAGGAUGUAUCCCCGGAACCGUCUUGGGUCUCUAUUUGCUGAUGCAAAGUACGGAGAACACAGAGAUCUUAGAGAACACCAAGAUUGUGCUGAACGCAAUUUUCUACAUUGUGGCUAUGUACCGUUUGACCAUGGAGCUGGGGCUCGAUACAGAGAUCCCGGAGGCGCAGGAGCUGCCCGACAAGGAGCUCAGUCGCAAGCAUUGCUGGGAGUUUCUGUUGGUCAGCUGCGGCAGUGGCUUCCUCAACGGACUGCUUGGCUUGCCUGGGCCACCGCUGAUGGUGUAUGUUGCCUCCGUCGUGGGUGCGGGCCGCAUCAACACCAAGACUUGCUUCAUUCUAAGUCAAAGCUUCUUUCUAGUG